CUCCAAAGAAACAAUGGCGACAGAAUCUCCGCGCCGCCCUAGUCGAUGUACCGGAGGAGUGGUGGUUCGCCCACAAGCUGUCACGGAACAGUCGUACAUGGAGAGCGUUGUUACAUUUCUUCAGGAUGUCGUGCCACAGGCCUACAGUGGUACUCCACCAGAAGAAAAGGAGAAGAUCGUUUGGGUCCGAUUUGAAAAUGCAGAUUUAAAUGAUACUUCAAGGAAUAUGGAGUUUCAUGAAAUCCAUAGCACUGGGAAUGAACCACCCUUACUGCUCAUGCUCGGGUACAGCGAUGGAAUGCAAGUCUGGAGCAUACCUAUCAGUGGUGAAGCUCAGGAACUCUUUUCUGUCCGCCAUGGCCCAGUUCGAGCUGCGCGGAUUUUACCAGCUCCACAAAUCAGUGCUCAGAAAUGUGAUAAUUUUUCUGAGAAGCGGCCUCUUCUUGGUGUAUGCAAAAGCAUUGGAUCUUCUGGCACAAGCCCACCUUACUGCUGUGUGGACCUUUAUUCUUUGCGAACAGGAGAGAUGGUCAAGUCCAUACAGUUCAAAACUCCUAUUUACGAUCUGCAUUGCAAUAAAAGGAUACUUGUUGUAGUCCUGCAGGAGAAAAUCGCCGCCUUUGACAGCUGUACUUUCACCAAAAAAUUCUUCGUUACCAGCUGCUAUCCUUGUCCGGGGCCAAACAUGAAUCCUAUUGCUCUUGGAAGCCGUUGGCUUGCUUAUGCAGAAAAUAAGCUGAUCCGAUGCCAUCAAUCCCGUGGUGGAGCCUGCGGAGACAACAUUCAGUCUUACACUGCCACAGUCAUUAGUGCUGCCAAAACAAUAAAGACUGGACUUACGAUGGUUGGGAAAGUUGUUACGCAGCUGACGGGGACGCUGCCCUCGGGAGCAACCGAAGAAGAAAUUUUAGCUCAUAGCAACAUUCGUCGAAGUCCUCUGGUGCCUGGAAUCAUCACUAUCAUUGACACCGAGACAGUUGCAGAAGGGCAGGUACUUGUCAGCGAGGACUCGGAUAGUGACGGUAUCGUGGCCCACUUCCCGGCACACGAGAAGCCCAUUUGCUGCAUGGCUUUUAACCCGAGUGGGAUGUUGCUGGUCACUACUGACACAUUAGGCCAUGAUUUCCAUGUUUUUCAAAUACUGACACAUCCUUGGUCAUCAUCACAAAGUGCCGUCCAUCAUUUGUAUACACUUCACAGGGGAGAGACUGAAGCCAAAGUACAGGAUAUCUCCUUCAGCCAUGACUGUCGUUGGGUUGUGGUCAGCACUCUUCGUGGCACGUCCCAUGUUUUUCCAAUCAAUCCUUACGGUGGCCAGCCCUGCGUCCGAACACACAUGUCUCCCCGGGUGGUAAAUCGCAUGAGCCGAUUCCAGAAGAGCGCAGGCUUGGAAGAGAUCGAGCAAGAGCUGACAUCUAAGCAAGGAGGACGCUGUAGCCCUGUUCCAGGCUUGUCGAGUAGCCCGUCUGGCUCACCGCUCCAUG
This is a messenger RNA of Apaloderma vittatum (bar-tailed trogon), 1484 nucleotides long. RefSeq names its product breast carcinoma amplified sequence 3 (gene BCAS3). Gene Ontology annotation, cellular component: cytoplasm. The record is from RefSeq and is a predicted model, not a curated record. Gene Ontology annotation, molecular function: protein binding. Gene Ontology annotation, biological process: autophagy; response to starvation. The annotation marks the transcript as partial. NCBI's taxonomy places the organism in Eukaryota, Metazoa, Chordata, Aves, Trogoniformes, Trogonidae. The transcript is spliced from 14 exons.